CACAGUUCAGAGAGGCAGCACAGCAGAUAAUCUGCAUACAAGAAGAGCCAUUUGAAAGACCUCUCCUCUUCUCUUCUCCUUCAGAUAAGAUAUGGCCACAGCCAGCAGUUUCCUGUCUGAAGAUCAGUUCCUGUGCUCCAUCUGUCUUGAGGUUUUCACAGAGCCCGUUUCUGUUCCAUGUGGACACAACUUCUGCAGGGCCUGUAUCAGCAGGCACUGGAAGGACAAAGAGUGGUGUCAAUGUCCACUUUGCAACGAGAAGUUCAACAAGGGGCUCAAACUUUGCGUUAACACAGAAUUUAGGGAAGUUGUGGAGAAUUUCAAGAAACAUCGUGUGACAGCUAAAAAUGAUUACCCAGUCAAAGAAGGAGAAGUUCCAUGUGACUGUUGCCUUGGCAACAAGUUCAAAGCCUCUAAAACCUGUUUGGUCUGUUUGACCUCUUAUUGUGAGACACACCUAGAGCCUCAUCAGAGAGUUGCGGCCUUAAUGAGACACAAAUUGACUGAUCCUGUGAAGAAGCUGGAGGACAAAAUAUGCAAGAAGCAUAACAGGAUUUUAGAGCUCUUCUGCAGGGAUGACCUGACCCAUGUUUGUGCCCUUUGUACAGAACAUAGGGCACACGAUACAGUCCCUUUAGAGGAAGAGUAUGAAGAGAAGAAGGCUCAGGAGGAAAAGGAAAAGUCAGAAGUACAGUAUAUAAAACUGAAGCGACACAAGAAGGCUCAGAAGAAGAAAGUAGCAGCGCAGACCAAAAGGAAAGACAAGGAUGAAGCAAUAGCAAACAGUGUUGUGUCUAAUCAGUUGCAAGCUCCUAAUGAAGGCCCUCACGAAAUCAAUAGAUGUUCCUGUGUCCCUGGAAGUGGACAGGAGAGGGGCCUCUUUGACAGGCGAUUCUACAUUGAGGUUCAGACCAAGUGGAAAACAGGCUGGCAUUUAGGAGUAGUCAGAGAGUCGAUGCGUGGGAAGAAGACAUUCAAACCUAACUUCAGGAAUAGAAACUCGAACAUCAGCUUAAGGAAUAACACCAACUGCAUGGCUCUACAUAACAUCCCUGUCCACCUCUACUUGAUAAGGAAUCCUGAUAGAGUCUGGUUAUUUGUGGAUUAUGAGAAGGGAUUGGUGUCCUUCUAUGAUGCAGACACCGAAACUCUGAUCUACUCUUUUAUUGGCUGCAAAUUCAGUGACAAAAUCAUCCUAUUCUUUAGCCCCGGUCUUACUGAGCAUGGUCUAAACUGUGCCCCUCUGGUCCUCUCACCUGCUGAAAACUGGGAACAGAAGCUACAAAAGAUGGCUCAGAAGGCAAAGUAUAUUUGGGCACAAUUUAUGGAAGCCUUAUUUAGCUUUAUUUUUAUUGUCUUUGUCCUUGUCAUUGUCGACACAUACAAAACAGAGUAGAAAUAGAUUAUGAUGAAAUCUAAAUCUAGUCGAAUCUGAUCAUGUUAAACCCAGCUCAUGGAUAUUUUGGAAAACCGGGCCAUGCAUACAUCUGUCAGUAAGCUCAGUUUGACUGGAAUUAAUUGCUGUCUCCCUCUUUAAUGGCUUUUUGAUAUUUGUUGGAGAUGAAGUAUCAUGUUUAUCUUUCAUCUGUAUAUAUAUUUUUUGUAAAUACACAUAAUUUUUCAUUUAACAAAAGCCUUGUUAACACAUAAAAUGUAUUGGGAAUAUGUUGUACAACAGCUUAAAAACUGCUACAGUGGUGGAUGUACUUGCAGAGGCAGGGACAGAUAAAACCAGCAUCUCCUUCCGGUCACAAACUCAUCUGCCACUUAAUCACACAUAACAAAAUUGAAGUUUCAUUAACAAUAUGAAUGUUUUUGAAAUUGUAUUUAGACUUUUGUAUUAUUGUUUUGUUAAUUGGGAUUGAAUACCAGGUGUUUGAUAUACAGAAUUUAUGUACAUAAAGUUGCCCUUCUUUAUUAAAUAUGAUGUCAUUCUGAAAUUUCUGAAAUGAAUCAAACACUCUACACAUUUAGAGUAUGAACAGUGUAUAAUGUUUAGCUGGUAAAAAAGUGUUGAGUAUUAUGACAGAGGCUUUAUUCAAAUACACCACUAGAGGGAGCAAUCUACUAAAUCAUAAUAACAGUUGUUCUCACUCCCUAUUAGAUUCAGGUAGAGAUAUAACAUGACAAUUUAUACAGAGGAAAUACUUCAUUGCACACUUAGCCACCACAUUUGGAGUCUUUAUUAGGUUUUUGUCAGCAGGAGCGGUCAUGUACAAGCCUUAAACUUGUACAUUAGGUAAAUUAGCUGCUUAGCUCCUCAAAGUCUGACUCUAAACUGAUAAAAGGCUAUAGGGGCUUUAAAAUAUCUGAUAUAACUAAAUUAACAGGUUCACCAUGUUAUGAGUUUAUGAAUAUACCAAUGCAACAAAACCUUGGUGUAUUGUUUAGGCUGUUGGAAUUUUUCUUUUUUUCUUUCAUUUCUAAUUCAUUUCAGUUGCCUUAUCUUUUUCAAGUGUAGCAAUUUCCACCAUUUGAAAAAAAAGAGGUUUUUUCAGUCUAACACUUAUGACUGUCCUGUGUGCCUCUUCAUGACAGUGGAGAUAAGAGAGACUGUAGAAAA
Molecule: messenger RNA, 2563 nt
Organism: Thunnus maccoyii (southern bluefin tuna)
Lineage: Eukaryota; Metazoa; Chordata; Actinopteri; Scombriformes; Scombridae
Product: zinc-binding protein A33-like
Exons: 2
Coding region: 92-1396 (434 amino acids)
Molecular function (GO): zinc ion binding; protein binding
Source: RefSeq, a predicted model, not a curated record